Fusarium poae is the source of this 1509-nucleotide messenger RNA. RefSeq lists its product as uncharacterized. Gene Ontology annotation, molecular function: transmembrane transporter activity. The coding region runs from base 1 to 1509 and encodes 502 amino acids. Lineage: Eukaryota; Fungi; Ascomycota; Sordariomycetes; Hypocreales; Nectriaceae. The record is from RefSeq and is a predicted model, not a curated record. The transcript is spliced from 4 exons. Gene Ontology annotation, biological process: transmembrane transport.
AUGACGUCCUCGAACAGGCCCAAGGGGUCAACUGUUACUGAUGAUAGCAUCAGGGAGACAAUUCCCGUCGAAGAUUCUACUGAAGAUACUAAAGUCCAGAGUUUAGCUGCCUCAACUGAAGAGACGGGCUCCAACGAUGUGGUCCUUCAGUCUUCAAAGUACGAGUCCAGUCGGAUUCGUAGGAUAUUGACACCGAGGAAUUGUCGAUGGGAUGAUGAGUCGCCACCAGCCUUGUCCAUUGGUCAAUGUCUUCUAUAUGCCAUGGCCUCGGGUAUCACAGUAGCAAAUCUCUACUACAACCAACCAAUUCUCAACAAGAUAGCCGCAACAUUCAAUGUCUCAUAUGAAGAAUCCUCUCAAGUUGCGACAUUGCUACAAUCAGGAUACGCAGCUGGACUAAUCUUUGUUCUUCCGCUCGGAGAUAUUCUCGAGAGACGACCGUUUAUCAUCAGCCUAGUCUUUGCCACUGCAACAAUGUGGAUAGGACUCUGUGUCACGAGUGACUUCACUGUCUUCCGAGCCUUGUCCUUCCUCUGCGGUGCCACCACUGUAACUCCGCAGCUGAUGGUCCCUCUUGUCGGAGACUUUGCGCCUGUGCAUCGAAAGGCGUCUCUUUUAGCCAUCGUCACGUCGGGACUUAUGCUUGGUCUUCUCAUGGCCAGACUAUUAUCCGGAGUUGUGACCAACUUCACCAGUUGGCGUAACAUCUAUUGGGUAGCUUGCGGGCUGCAGUAUCUCAUGGGCGUUGUGCUCUUCUGCUUCAUGCCCGACUAUCCAUCCACAAAUCCUGAUGGUCUCAAUUAUUUCCGUGCACUGUCUUCGAUUCCUUACAUGAUGGUUACAGAACCUGUGCUUAUACAGGCCUGUCUUAUCGCAUUUACCUUGUCAGCCGUGUUCACAUCGUUUUGGACAACCUUGACGUUUUUGCUCGCUUCUCCGCCAUUCGACUAUACAUCUCUUCAGAUCGGCCUCUUUUCUCUAACGGCACUUGCGACCAUAAUGUCCAUUCCACUGAUCGGAAGGCUGAUUGAUCGCUAUGUUCCUCUGCUGCCAACCAUCGGUGGCCAGAUCCUGGCGUUGACAGGAGCUAUCAUAGGAACAUUCAUUGGUAACUUUACUGUCGCGGGUCCCGUCCUCCAAGCUAUAGGUAUAGAUGUUGGUAUGCAAACCGCUCAGGUGUCCAAUCGCUCAGCUAUCUUUGGCAUCAACCCCAAAGCACGCAAUCGAGUCAACACGGCCUAUAUGGCACUGGCUUUUGCUGGCCAAUUGACCGGCACAGCGGCGGGUAACAGAUUAUAUGCCAGUGGAGGCUGGAAGAGAAGUGGUGGUUUAAGCAUUGCAUUCGUAGUACUGUCCUUAUUAAUCUCUCUUGCAAGAGGUCCCAGGGAAGAUGGUUGGAUUGGUUGGAAAGGAGGUUGGCAUCCUCAAAGAGAGAAGGCUGUGGCACCGCCAACGCCGACAGAUGAUGAAGAAAGAGGUAGCGAGUUACAGGAUAAGGAGCAAAAGUGA